Molecule: messenger RNA, 764 nt
Organism: Guillardia theta CCMP2712
Lineage: Eukaryota; Cryptophyceae; Pyrenomonadales; Geminigeraceae
Exons: 1
Coding region: 317-607 (96 amino acids)
Source: RefSeq, a predicted model, not a curated record
GACUGCUGUCAUGGCAGCUACUUUGGACGACUAUGCACCACGAGCCCUCGCUCCCUCGCUCCCCCACUCGUCAUCGUCGUCUCCCUCCUCUCCCACCUUAUCGUUCUUCUCGUCUGCUGAGCCUGCAAAGAGCAUGCUUCUCUGCGCAUCGCUUUCAAGGAGUUUGUCAGAGAAAAUCACUCCUUUCGUCCAUCCGGUUGAAGACGAUGAUGAAGAAGAGGAGGGCUCUCCUCCUCCCCUGCCACCUCCAAGCCGGUUCCGCAGGUCAAGGGACAUGCACUCAUCGUAUUCAUCGUCUUGCUCAUCCCUUUCCUCCAUGGCAGAGGUUGACAGCCCAGUUGCGAGAGUUACGUUGAUGAGGACGUGGGGUUCAGAAACACAUCUAGACGACCUAAUUUUACAGGCAGAAGAAAAGAUUAGCUCUUCCCCAGACAUAGACAAGAAGAUUGAGGAAGCUCCAAGGAUAAUGCGGCGUUCAUCCUCGCUUAACAGCUUGAGUGACGCUGGCAACCUCGGGAAAGCGCGAAUGUACUACAACAGAAGCAUUGGAAAGGAGAUCCAGGGGACUGAUUUGCUUCCGAAGCUCAGGCGAAAUCCAGGAAAAUGAUGUUCUGCUCAAGGUCGCACGACUUUACCAUCACCGAUCAUCUGACAGGACACAAAGUUUGUGCUCCGGUACCAGUUUCCUCUAGUUUCCAUGUUAGUGUUAAUAGCCUAGUUGUGUAGUGUGGGUUAGUGUAAUGGAUGAGUUUCCAUUUCAAAUC